Molecule: messenger RNA, 2388 nt
Organism: Cydia fagiglandana
Lineage: Eukaryota; Metazoa; Arthropoda; Insecta; Lepidoptera; Tortricidae
Product: cytochrome P450 9e2-like
Exons: 11
Coding region: 419-1921 (500 amino acids)
Molecular function (GO): monooxygenase activity; heme binding; oxidoreductase activity, acting on paired donors, with incorporation or reduction of molecular oxygen
Source: RefSeq, a predicted model, not a curated record
CUCUAUUUGAACGAUAGAGACACACACACACCCAAUCUUGAAUUUCUACUAAGUUGGUAACCAAAAGCUGUACCAUCUAUGAUUACCACUCUCCAUAGAAUCAACGCCUACGUCACUAUUACCUAACAACUUUCUAUGACACGCUUACUAGAUACCUCCAGCUAGUCAAUUGUUUACUAUCCAAACAUUCACUCGUCUCUGAAUGAAGAACGACAAAAAGGAAUUCGUGUUUAUGAAAUUAUGAGUGUGUUACCUACAUUAUUGUAAUCAUCGGUGAAAAUACAAAACAAACAAAAAGGGGAGAAGAAAAAACUAAAUGGUAAAACCUAGAUGGACAAACUAAAUAAACUUGUGGUUAAAAUUUCAAAUUUAGUAAACCAAAAUUUUUAAAAUACUUUGAGAUUUAAAAAAUCGAAAGAUGUGGUUAUUUCUGUUAUUAGUGUUGUGCUUAGUGUAUUCGUUAUGGCGUUUGCGGUACUUCGCAACGAAUGGAGUGAAGACUCUGGUACCGGUCCCGUUUUUGGGGAAUUUGGCGGCGGUCACUUUUGGACAAGAGAACUUUGUGGAGGUUAUAGAAGCUGGUUAUAAUAAGUUCAAAGAUCAGAGAUAUUUCGGCAUCUACCAGUACCACGUGCCGACGCUCGUGCCGUGCGACCCGGAGCUCAUCCGCCGCAUAAUGGUGGCUGACUUCGCGGCCUUCAGCGACCGAGGGGUCCACAUCGACCAAGACUGCGACCCGCUGUUUGGGAGGAACCUCAUCAUGCUGAGAGGUUCAAGAUGGCGCACGAUGCGCGCGGCACUAACCCCAGCCUUCUCUGCCUCUCGCUGUCGCAGCAUGGCGCCACUUAUGGCAGUCUGCGCGAAAAAUGUGCAGAUAUAUCUGGGGGAGCGAGUGCGACGAGAUACACAACUAGAUGUUGAUGAGAUCUCAACAGCAUACGUGAACGACGUGAUCGCGUCAUGCGCGUUUGGGUUCGCGACGGACUCCCUCCAGGACCCGCGCAACUGCAUCUUCCGACUGGCGAAGCGGGCUGUCGUCCAGGAUACCACGCAGAUAAUGAAGUUUUUCGGCUAUGAAAACAUGAAGACGCUCAUGCAGUUGCUGAAGGUGAAGAUUAUAAAGACCGAGGACGCGGAACAGUUUGGCGAGCUGUUUAAAUCUGCCCUGCGCGCGCGCCGCCACGGAGCCACGCCCAGGCCGGACUUCAUACAAACUCUCGUGGACGCUGCGGGCAAAACGACGCCAGGCGCAGAGAAUUUCUCCGACGACGACCUAGUCGCCCAGGCCGUGUUGUUUUACAUCGCCGGCUACGACACCACGGCUAAUCUCAUCAACUAUUUCCUCUACGAAAUGGCCACCAACCUUACUAUCCAGGAGAAACUGCAGAGCGAACUGGACCAGUUACCAGGGUCAUAUGACGACAAGGAGGCAUACGAUAAUGUCCAGGGGUUGGAAUACUUGGAGAUGUGUGUCUGCGAGGUUCUAAGGUUGUGGCCCCUGGUGGGCGCGGCAGAUCGGCGCUCGGUGGCGCGCUACGACUUUGGCCCAAACCAGACCGAUGGAAAAACCCACUUUGUUGCAGAUGCGGGCGUGCACAUAUGGCUACCAGUGUAUUCCGUGCAUCGUGAUGAACGCUACUGGGCACACCCACACCAGUGCGACCCGGAGCGCUUCUCUUCUACCAACAAGCAGAAGAUCCUACCAUAUACUUACAUGCCUUUUGGUACAGGGCCUAGACACUGCAUCGGGUCCCGUUUUGCGACAACAGCGGCUAAAGUGUUCCUGUCGCAGUUCCUCCGGCACUAUAGCGUCAGCGGCGGUUCCUCGCGACAACUUGACCCCAGGGCCUUCAUUCUGCGACCCAAACACGGGUUCACUCUCACUGUCACUCCGAGAAACAACAACACCAAUAUAUUAUAGUCAAUACUUGAUUAUUAUUGCAUCAUUUAUCAAAAGUCACGGACACUUAACACUAGAAGUGUCACAAAAACUUAAUCCUAGGGCUUACAUCAUGCGGCCCAAAAAGACGACUCCAUUCUCACUGUUUAAAUUAUUAUAUUCCUAUUUAUAGUUACUCUAUCAUAAUAAUAAUUGUCUUUGCAACUUUUGCUAUGGCUUUUUAAAUAAAAAAAAAACAACGGGUUGCACUCCAGGAGUGCCGAUAGAAGUGAAAACUCAAUGACUAGUCCAAAAUAUCUGCAGCACUAUGUAUAAUUGACCCAUCCUCCUUUCUAUUGAAAAACUUUAAUGCCGAAAUUGUUGGCCAGUGAGCUUAAAUUUGUAGCGUUAAUUGUUUAAAAUUCGAAUAGAAAUUGUAAAGUUACCUUGCAGACCUCGCAUCUAAAUAUAUUUGAUCAUGAUAUUUUGAGUUUUAUUCACCAGUAUUA